Lacerta agilis (Sand lizard) is the source of this 787-nucleotide messenger RNA. It is a transcript of the gene NINJ1, whose product is annotated as ninjurin 1. Lineage: Eukaryota; Metazoa; Chordata; Lepidosauria; Squamata; Lacertidae. Gene Ontology annotation, biological process: cell adhesion; tissue regeneration. The transcript has 3 exons. Gene Ontology annotation, cellular component: membrane. The record is from RefSeq and is a predicted model, not a curated record. The annotation marks the transcript as partial.
UGCUGCCUGAAUCAUUACUCUUUGAAAUAUUGUGUCUUUCAGCCUCGAACACAAUGGCUGCAAGGAAACAGACAAAUUAACAUCAACCAUUAUGCCAAUAAGAAGAGUGCGGCAGAAAGUAUGUUGGACAUCGCUUUGCUUAUGGCGAAUGCAUCCCAGCUCAAAGCAGUUGUGGACCAAGGACCUACCUUUCCAACCUAUGUUCCACUUGUUGUCCUCAUUGGCCUCUCGCUCUCACUUCAGAUCAUAGUAGGCGUGCUUCUCAUAUUCCUUGUCAAAUAUGACCUUAAUAAUCCUGCAAAACAUGGCAAGCUGGAUUUCAUCAAUAAUCUGACAACUGGACUGGUGUUUAUUAUAGUAGUUGUGAAUAUCUUCAUUACGGCCUUUGGAGUUCAGAAGCCAAUGGACUCAAAAGUAUAGGUCAAAGAAGAGACCCAAGAUCUUAAAUGUUGGAGAUAAACGUUACGAACUUGAGCCAGUAUCUCUUAAAUGGAAAACAUGAAGAAUCUGAAGCAAUUCAAAAAAGCAUUAUUCUCUUUCAAUUGAACUUCUUCUCUAGAAACUGUUAGCCCAUGCCUCCACUGGCAGCUCGGAAUUCCUUGCUCUCUGUGCCUUAUAUGUUGAACAGAGAAAGGAGGUGAUUUCUACACUUGAAAGUAUGGGCUUCACAGGAGUAGAAAGACAGCUGAAAAUUCUGCACUAAAGGAAGGCAAGUUCAUCUUGCAAAACUCAACUUUCUGAUCCCAAUAUUUAACAAAAAAAUGAACUAUUUUUUGAAAAAAAAAAU